UUUAGGAUACCGUCAAGGUAUGUGCGUGGCGAGUCGUGCUUUUUGUUUAUAUUUGUAUUUGCUGGUACAAAAACAUUUUAUCUAAACAAUUUUUCCUCUUUUGUUAUUAAAUACCAUUACUUUUGUUUUACUAACAUUCUUAACUAAAACAUUUCCCAUAAAUAGCACAUUUUAAAAUGACUAUAGAUGUUCCAGUAGAAUCACCACAAGGAAACAUUUUAAAUUAUUCAAUCAUUAGCAGUAGUGACGAUGAGGAAAAUCCUUUAAAAUUGAAGCUAAAGAUUUCCAAAUCCAGCAAUAAAGUUCCUCAGGUUAUUUUACAAAAACUGGAUGAUGAGUAUGUGGCAUCUCUGAGUUUAAAACCAUCUAUCAGAGCCAAAAACUUUAAUGAAUUUGAAAUGAAGGAAGUAGAGAAAAGCUCUAUUAACGACACGCCGUCAUCCACCCCACGAAAACGAGCCAGACCAAGAAAAAAUGAAGUGUUCAAUAAUGUAAUGCAUAGCCCAACAAAAAUUCAGAAGACACCUGUUAAAAAGAAUGAACUUGAAAAACACUUGGACAACUUAUGCACCACCAUGGUUAACAAAGUGAAUGUGACUACUCCAGUUAAACGUUCUUUAGCCAAAAGUAACUUAAACGAUUCUGACUAUGAAAUGAGCGACUCUCCUAGCAAAAAGGGAAUUCUUAAUAGCACCUCUGUAGUGGAAACUCCUAGGCGUAGGGACUCCAGGCUAGCAAAUCCAAGUCCGAUGAAAGUCGAUGAAAAUUUAAUUUUAUCUGGUAAAAGAUUAUCUCGCACUCCAGUAAGGUUCACAGAAGAUACCUCUACCCAUUCUGCUAAAAUUAAUCUAAAUGAGUCCUUUAGAAGAAUAGUGCUAAGAAGUAGGCAUAAUGUUGAAAACAUUUCAAAGAGUGAGAGAACCAGAAAUUCAAGUAUUGGGUUAAGAAGGAGCACUAGAAAGUCAUACGCAGAAUUCUACACAGAUUUAGAGGAUGCUGAGGCAAUUCAAGUUGCUGAGGCUUUGAAGGAAAGUAAAAUUGAAGUGGAUAAACAUCAGAGGGUUGUGAGAUCACGAGGCAAUUCAAUAUCAUCAAAUCUAUCAGAAGCAACCUCAUCAGACUCAGAAGGAAUUUCUACUAGAGUGCUAAGGUCAAGAGGUAAUUCCCUAUCAUCAAUCAGUUCACAGAAAUCUCCAGAAAGAAUCCCCAGUCAACAGGUUGCUCCUAAAACUCCAAAAAGUAGGCAACAAAUUAACAAAGCAAAGACUCCGAAAUCGGCUGCAACCACUCCCAAGACACCGAAAAAUCGCCUUAAGAUGUUAAGGGAAGGAGUUAUAACCCCCUCAAUGCACUCAAGAUCCUCCACAAUUUGUGGAGAUUCUACACCACUGAUGAGAGCCAGAACUCAAUUGCAUGUGUCUUAUGUGCCCACUUCAUUGCCUUGUAGAGAAAAAGAAUACUUGGAUGUUUAUAAUUUUUUAAGGGCAAAGCUUGAUGAUGGUUGUGGAGGAUGCAUGUAUAUUUCUGGCGUACCAGGUACUGGUAAAACUGCUACGGUAACUUCAGUUAUUGACAGUUUAGUGAAGGACAAAAAAGUUCCGAAAUUUAGUUAUGUUAGUAUUAAUGGGAUGAGAUUGACAGAGCCUAGACAGGCAUAUGUAGAGAUAUGGAAGCAACUUACAACUAAAACUGUACCAUGGGAACAUGCCCAAAGCUUGUUGGAAGAGAGGUUUACAAAGAAAAAAAAUCACAGCCCAGUAGUUAUAUUGAUAGAUGAGCUGGAUAUAUUGUGCACAAAGAGGCAAGAUGUUGUGUACAACCUGCUAGAUUGGCCUACAAAGUGCAAGGAUCAACUUGUUGUCAUAACUAUAGCAAACACUAUGGACUUACCAGAAAGGUUGCUAAUGAGUAGAGUAACAAGCCGACUCGGCCUAACAAGACUGACCUUCCAAGCUUAUACCCAUAAGCAGUUAAUGGAAAUAGUGACAAAACGAUUGACCGGCACAGACAGUUUUAACUCUGACGCUGUCCAACUAGUAGCAAGAAAAGUGGCAUCUGUAUCAGGAGAUGCUCGUCGUGCCUUGGAUAUCUGCCGACGAGCCGCGGAAAUUGCCGAAUCCGACGGCAAGACUCAGUUGGUCAGUAUAAUGCAUAUUAACGAAGCUUUAACCGCUAUGAUCACGCAGCCGCAAGUUAUGGCUAUGAAACGAUGUUCACGAUUGCAGAAGCUGCUGCUGCAGGCUAUUGUUGCUGAGAUCGAACGCACAGGAGUUGAAGAAACAACUUUCUCCGAUAUUUUCAAGAUGUUGAUCUCGUGUUGCGCGUUAGACGGAUUUAAAAUGGUCUCAAGCACUGUUGCGCAGCGUGCCAUCGCCGAACUCAGCGCGGCUAAGCUGAUUUUGACCGAUCAAAAAUGUGGAGACAUCUUUCAAAGGGUGAUACUUAAUGUUAGUGUACAUGAUGUUUAUUUUGCUUUGAAAAAGGAAUGAUCAAAAGUUACAAUUUAUAUAAAUGCCAUUAUAAAGGUUUGUAAUUUUUUUUUAAAUUUUAUUUGCUUCACUAUUUUAUUGUUGUAUUUAUUCUAUAAUUUUAUUAUCAAUAAAUAUAAGUUAUGUUUACAUUA
Molecule: messenger RNA, 2623 nt
Organism: Anthonomus grandis grandis
Lineage: Eukaryota; Metazoa; Arthropoda; Insecta; Coleoptera; Curculionidae
Gene: Orc1
Product: origin recognition complex subunit 1
Exons: 11
Coding region: 177-2489 (770 amino acids)
Biological process (GO): mitotic DNA replication checkpoint signaling; DNA replication initiation
Cellular component (GO): nuclear origin of replication recognition complex
Molecular function (GO): ATP binding; ATP hydrolysis activity; DNA replication origin binding
Source: RefSeq, a predicted model, not a curated record